GUGUGUAUCUGCAUCGAUCGCUACAUGGCCGUGGUCAACCCAGUGAUUUUCUCCAGAUACCGAGACAACAUGGCCCGAAUCGCCAUUUCUGUCGUGGUCUGGAUUCUGAUAAUUCCCUACAGCCUGACAAAAUCGAUCCUUGGAAUCAUGAGCGUGGCGGACGUCUUCGGCGGGGUCAUCCUCUUUGCAUUUGCGGUUAUGGUCUUCUGCAACAUCUCUGUCAUCUGGGUUCUCCGUCACUCCGUGGCAGGAAAGGAGGUGAUGCAUCCAGUGAAGAAGAAAGCCUUGAAGAUGGUGCUGAAAAACCUGGCCAUCAUCGUGGUCAACUAUCUGACUCCUGUGGCCACCAUGCCCUUCGUGUCAGCUUACACCAAUAUUGAGUACCGUUGUUUCAUCGGCAUCAUCGUGUUCUCCAUCAUGGAUCUGAGCUGCGUCAUCGAGCCCCUCCUCUACAUCACAAAGAUGGAGAAGCUGAAUGUUAUGUGCUGCAGGGUGGGCUCUACAGAAAGCUUGAACAACAAGGCUCCGUCUGUGUCGGGAGAGAAAAAAACCCUCCAUCUGAGCCCUGCACUUUACACAGAGCGGUGCGUUCACUAG
This is a messenger RNA of Nematolebias whitei (Rio pearlfish), 597 nucleotides long. RefSeq names its product G-protein coupled receptor 35-like. Gene Ontology annotation, molecular function: G protein-coupled receptor activity. Gene Ontology annotation, cellular component: membrane. The record is from RefSeq and is a predicted model, not a curated record. The annotation marks the transcript as partial. NCBI's taxonomy places the organism in Eukaryota, Metazoa, Chordata, Actinopteri, Cyprinodontiformes, Rivulidae. The transcript has a single exon. Gene Ontology annotation, biological process: positive regulation of Rho protein signal transduction; phospholipase C-activating G protein-coupled receptor signaling pathway.